AUGUCCUACUACAUAGACGGCCAGCGUGUUGUCCCCUUCAUCACUGAGGGGUCUUACUACAUAGACGACCAGCAUUUUGUCCCCUUCAUCACUGAGGUCAUCCCCUUCUGCUUAGUUUUGUCCCCUAGCAUCACCGAGGUGUACUACUACAUAGACGACCAGCGUGUUGGCCCCUUCAUCACUGAGGUGUCCUACUGCAUAGACGACCAGCGUGUUGUCCCCUUCACCACUGAGGUGUCCUACUACAUAGUCGACCAGCGUUUUGUCCCCUACAUCAUUGAGAUGUCCUACUACAUAGACGGCCAGCGUGUUGUCCCCUACAUCACUGAGAUGGACGAACAGCUCUAUGAUGAAGUCAUCACUGAGGUGUCUUACUACAUAGACGAACAGCGUGUUGUCCCCUACAUCACUGAGAUGUCCUACUACAUAGACGGCCAGCGUGUUGUCCCCUUCAUCACUGAGGUGGCUUACUACAUAGACGACCAGCAUUUUGUCCCCUUCAUCACUGAGAUGUCUUACUACAUAGACGACCAGCAUUUUGUCCCCUACAUCACUGAGAUGUCCUACUACAUAGACGGCCAGCGUGUUGUCCCCUUCAUCACUGAGGUGUACUACUACAUAGACGAACAGCGUGUUGUCCCCUACAUCACUGGGAUGGACGAACAGCUCUAUGAUGAAGUCAUCACCGAGGUGUACUACUACAUAGACGAACAGCGUGUUGUCCCCUACAUCACUGAGAUGUCCGACUACAUAGACGACCAGCGUGUUGUCCCCUACAUCACUGAGAUGGCUUACUACAUAGACGACCAGCGUCUUGCCCCCUACAUCACCGAGGUGGCCUACUACAUAGACGACCAGCAUUUUGUCCCCUACAUCACUGACGUGUCCUACUACAUAGACGACCUGCGUUUUGUCCCCUACAUCACCGAGGUGUCGUACUACAUAGACGACCAGCGUCUUGUCCCCUACAUCACCGAGGUGUCCUACGACAGAGACGACCAGCGUUUUGUCCCUUACAUCACUGAGGUGUCCUACGACAUAGACGACCAGCGUUUUGUCCCCGAGCAUCACCGAGUAUCUAUUGAGGUGUCCUACUACAUAGACGACAAGCGUUUUGUCCCCUACAUCAAUGAGGUGUCCUACUACAUAGACGAACAGCGUGUUGUCCCCUACAUCACUGAGAUGGACGAACAGCUCUAUGAUGAAGUGUAA
This is a messenger RNA of Mizuhopecten yessoensis (Yesso scallop), 1212 nucleotides long. RefSeq lists its product as uncharacterized. NCBI's taxonomy places the organism in Eukaryota, Metazoa, Mollusca, Bivalvia, Pectinida, Pectinidae. The transcript has 5 exons. The coding region runs from base 1 to 1212 and encodes 403 amino acids. The record is from RefSeq and is a predicted model, not a curated record.